This is a messenger RNA of Argiope bruennichi, 8247 nucleotides long. RefSeq names its product cyclin-T2-like. The coding region runs from base 179 to 2233 and encodes 684 amino acids. The record is from RefSeq and is a predicted model, not a curated record. Gene Ontology annotation, molecular function: cyclin-dependent protein serine/threonine kinase activator activity. NCBI's taxonomy places the organism in Eukaryota, Metazoa, Arthropoda, Arachnida, Araneae, Araneidae. Gene Ontology annotation, cellular component: nucleus; cyclin/CDK positive transcription elongation factor complex. The transcript has 10 exons. Gene Ontology annotation, biological process: regulation of transcription by RNA polymerase II; positive regulation of DNA-templated transcription, elongation.
AUAUGUGUAAGUGUAUGUGUAAAAUCUCAUUCACGUGGAUUAUUAUUAAGAGUAUAUAUAUAUUUUGCUGUUUGUUGUUUUUAUUUUUCACUUUGAAAUCCAUUUCUUCUAUGCUUGAUAAUGUGAAGAUACUUCCACGACUGUUUCGAAGUGAAACAAUAUUAUUAACUUCUACAUUAUGGCCGAAGAUAAUAAAUGGUAUUUUUCAAAAGAUAGACUUGAGAAUACACCGAGUCGAAAGCACGACGUUGAUAGUGCUCGAGAACUCUCAUAUAGACAGCAAGCAGCUAACUUUAUUCAGGAUAUGGGACAAAGACUCCAAUUGUCUCAACUUUGUAUCAAUACAGCUAUUAUGUAUAUGCAAAGAUUUUAUGUUUUUCAUUCUUUUACUGAAGUCCAUAGAAACAAAUUGUCCAUUGCAGCUUUAUUUCUUGCUGCAAAAGUGGAAGAACAACCUCGUAAGCUAGAGCAUGUCAUAAAGAUGGCUCAUGCUUGUUUACAUAAAGAAAAUCCACAAUUAGAUACUAGGAGUGAGGAUUACACAUAUAAGCUCAACGAAGCAGUGGCCUACGAAAACAUACUGCUUCAAACUUUAGGAUUUGAUAUUGGAAUUGAACAUCCACAUACUUAUGUGGUGAAAGUUUGUCAACUUGUCAAAGCUAGUAAAGAUCUUGCUCAAACUUCCUAUAUAAUGGCAACAACCAGCCUUCAUAUGACAACCAUGUGCCUGCAAUACAAACCUACAAUAGUAGCUUGUGUUUGUAUUCACUUGGCAUGUAAAUGGUCCAGUUAUAUGAUUGAAAAAUGCUCUGAAGGUAGAGACUGGUUUUUUUAUGUAGAUAAAGAUGUUACAUGGGACUUGUUAGAACGACUUACACAGGAAUUUAUUGAAAUUUUGGAACGAAGUCCCCAUCGGUUCAAACGAAAGUUUGGUAAAGAUGGAACAAUGCAUGGUCCUAAGCCUGUUGAUAACAAUCCUGCCCUACCUGGUCCUAGUGGUAGUGGUAGUAGUACUAAUAGUGGUGCCAGUACUUCUAAUAGCAAUCGGCCUACUGCUGUUCCUGUAGAAAAUAAAAUAGGAGUUGUAAUCAAAAAAGAAAAAGAUCCUUCUCCGGGACCACCAAAUGUUGAAUAUAAUAGUGAUUCUAAGGAGAAGAAACCUGUCGUUGUAAAGAAAGAACACGAUUCUUCAAAACAAGAAGAAAAGCCUCAAUUAUCAUUGCCGCCUCCACAGCCUUCGACAUUAUCUCAACCUAGUGUGCAAGCACCAUCUCAUACAACUUUACUGAUGCCUAAUGAACAGUUAAUAGUUUUAUCUAAUCAAAGUGUUGAACAUCCUCAAGAAAAACCACAGCCUCCACCUCCUCCACCUUUACCUCAGCCUCAUCCACAGCCUCCUCCACCACCAGCCACGCAUAUGCCUAAUGAACAUUCAUCAAGCAAAAAGUCAUCAAGUAAAGAGUCCUUUGAAUCGUCCAGUAGCAAGAAGCAUAAAAGCAAGCAUGUGUCUAAAAGUAAAAUGUCUAUUAGCAAUAGCAGUAGCAAUCACUCUGAGCCAACUUCUAGUGGCAUCAAAGUAAAAAUUCGUAAAGACAUUAUUUCACUUAGUGGUGUGGAUUGUAAUCAAAAAUAUACGCCGCCUGUCAAGGCAGAAAGCCCCAAGAAACCACUCAAGAUUAAGCUUCCAAAACCACCACCUCUAGAAAAUACUCCCAAGGUUGAAAAAUCUUCAACUCCUACUUCACUUAAAAUUGUCUUGACCAAGGAUAAAUCUGGUUCUGGGUCGUAUAGUACUUCACAUAAAAGUGAGCAUCGGGAAAGUAGAAAACGAUCUCACAGUAAUGUAACUCCCGACGGCUCGCAUCGUGAUCACAAAAAUUCAGUUGAACCAUCCACUAAAUAUCCAAAAGUUGAACAAUAUCAAAAGAAUCACUCAAGUGACCAGCGGCCAAAUAAAGUGUCGCGACAUAGCUCGCAUCGUUCCGAUGUGGACAAUACUCAUAAUAAUGCGUCGUCUUCUAGGUUACAGUAUCCUGUUAAUGAAAACUCUACAUUCCAGAAUUACUCUUCUGUGCCGAAUUAUCAGAAUUCUUAUCUGAUUCCGCCUCCUCCUCUACCAAAAUUAAAAGGUCACAACAUGAUGGUGGGCAAGACGAACUCAAACUUUCCCAUGCAGCCACCACUGCCUCCGCCUCAACCUCCUCCUCCACCACCUCCACCAGAGGAUAUAUAGGCAGGAUUAAUUUUCUGCCUCUGCAAAUUUAGGUUUAAAUAUAAAUAAUUGAAGUAACCAGAGUCACCAAGCAUGUAUAAAUACAUGCAUAAUCUUAAAAGGUAUCAAUUCUAUUGUGAAAUUGAAAUGUUCGGAAGAAAAAAGAAGUCUUUUUUGGGGGGAAAUAAUGAAAUUUUACUGACAUCAUUGAGACAGUUGUUGAAUUUGUAUGCAUGAGUUAGUAAAUUUUUUCAAAGUAUGCACACAUUUGAAAAGUAAUCAGGUCUUAUGUUUAUUUUGUGUUGCAUAGUUUGCCACCAAAUUCUUUUUUUGUGUAUGUAUUAUAGUAAAGAAUUAUUUGUUUUUAACUCAGGACAUUGGUAGAAAUGUUGUUCUUAAAUGCUUCUAAAAAUUAAUUUAUUUGAACUCAAUGUGCUAAAGAAGCAUUUUAAUUAUUUUUGUUUUGACUGAAGAAUGCUACUGUUCAAAGUAUAGCAUAUUUACUGAUUACUUUUUGCUGAUUUUAUGACUAUAUGAUAACGUAAUUCUUAAGUUUUUGUCUGUUAUUAUUGCUAGCAUUUUGUUAACUUAUUAAUGCCGGACUUUAGAAAUCGAGACUUCAGUAAAUUUUAAAAAUUUACUUAAAUUGUGUUUUUUAAGAAUACAAUUGAUAACUGUGUUGUAAAUUUUGGAAAGGAAAAAAAAUUGGAAGUUAUUUGUAGAAAAUGUAUUAAAUAGUCAAUAAAAAAUCAUUUAAAUAAUUUCUUUACUGAAAUCUUAAGUAUGCUGUUAAAAGUGAAAAGAAAAAGGGGUUGAGUUUGUUGUUUUAAAGUAAUAUCUCCAAAAAAAUGUAUUGGUUUUUUGUUCUUUGAUGCACAUUUCAAAUGAGGAAAAUGGCUGUCCAUGUAACAUAUCUUUGAAAGAUAGAACACUGCCUCCAAAUAAUGUGGACAGCAUCUAAUAAAUACUAACUGCUGCAUCAUUGUCCAAAUCAAUGAAAAACUGUGAAUUCUUACUGGUCCUAUUUGGUGCAUGGUGUUUGUGGCAAGACCAUGUUUAUUUUUCCACAGAAUAAAGAGAAAUGAUGUUGUCAUUAUCAAAUAUUUCUUACUUGAAUUUUUUUUAUUAAGAAUGUGAACAACUUUUGAUUUGUUGUGUUUGAAUUUGUCUUCAUUCAUCAAUGCUUAUAAAUGUAAGCUGCCAGUGCAUAUUACUUUGAUCAAAGAAACUGUCUUAAUAGCAUUUUACAUAAAACUAGUAUGACAAUAUAUUAUCUUUUUUUUUAAUUGUUACUUUUCUUUAACUUGUGUAAAUAUGACUAAUGUUAAUUUUCAGAAGCAAAUUCUGUUAUCUUAAAAGCAUUGUUUAAGUUGAUACAGUAGAAUUCCAAUUUUAAUGGGAGCUAAUCUUAUUUGAAUAAAAUUCAGAAAUUAAGUGAAAAAAAUUUUCAGAAACAGAGUUCAUUACAAAUGUAUAAUUAUUAUUUAAAAACAUAUAUAUGGAGUCUAUUUUAAUUUGAAAUAUUUCAAAAAGAAAUUGCUUUGUAUAGGCAUUUCAGUGUAAUUUUAGUCAAACUGAAUAGUUAUGUACUUAGUAAUUCUUUCCAGUGGCUAAUCCCUUGAGACUUAAAAUAUCCCCAAUUUUGUCACCCCCCCAUCUGCUAAAUAAUUCAUAUGAUUGGGCUAUUGUUAAUUGGAAUUCUACUGUAAAUUGUUCUUUAAGAUUAAUGAUUAAAAGCGAUACGUCAAUUUUGUUAUUAAAGUUUAAAAUACAAUUAUUUUUUUUGGCAUAUCUUUCAGAAUUUAGAUAAAUAGGGUUUGUUUUAGCUAUUCUAAUCUUUCCUUUUUGUGUGUGUGUAUCACUUAAUUUAAUGUAAUAUAUUUAUAUUUCUUUAUUCUUUUAUGUUGUAGUUUUUAAUUCUCUUGUAAAAUAUUUCUAAGUAAUUUACUUUUUUUUUAAGUUCUGUUAAAGUACAUUCUAUUAUUUCAUUUUCUUGUUCAUUUACAUGAUGUCCGAGUCAGCUUCAAUUGCAAAAUGCAUAAAAUACUCUUCAAAGCAAUGUACUGUUCCAAUUUUGCACCCAAAGAAUUUUAUUUUUCAAUCUGAAUACCUUUAAUUUAUUACUUUUCAUGUUUUCAAUUGAAAAUUAAUUUAUCAAAGCAUUGGCUGUGAUUUUUGAAUUUUUAUCAUUGUAUGAUAGCUUAGUGAUUGUAUGAUAGCUCGUUUAUCUGAAUUAUGGUUAGGAUUCAAAUUGCUAUUUUUAUCUCCGAAAGAAUUGAUGUGAUACUAAGCUUUAACUGAUAUUUAGUGCAAUAUGGCCAUAAACAAACAUUUGACUCAUUCAUUUAGCACCAUCAUUCAUUAUUAAGAUUUGGUGGUAUUUAGAAUCCCACUAAUAAGAUGGGAACUUGCUGCUUAAACUGGAUGUCAUAUGAAUACUGCGAGAUAUUACAUACGAUACUGCCUCAUAUGCAUGAAUUUCCUUUUGAAAUGCAAGUGGACUUGUGCUUAAAUAAAUUGCUCAAAGCUUGAAGAAGGUUUUUAUAGGCCACUACCUCAUUCAUUUGCAUAAUCCUCAGAAUUUGGUGUUCAUUGUUUAAAACAUGUUAUGAGGUGGAAGUAAGUUCUAUUCCUUGAUAUCCUAGAUGGUGUAUAUUUUUGGAGUGAAAUAUAAGAUUGCCUUAUUUAGUUUGAUUUCCAAUAUAUGCAUGCUAAAGUAAUCAGUAAAUGUGUUUCUAAUGUGAGAUGAAUGGGAUAGCUUUUGUAAAUAAUGUAAAUUUUUGUAAGAAUAUAAUCAAGAAAUGGGCAUGUAAGAACAGAAGUAUAGACUAAUUUGAAUUGUAGUGCAAUUCAUUUUACUGUUCAGCAGCUCUUAAUAUUAGGCUUUUUAUUGAGCAUUUAGUUCUCCCUAAUAUUUGUUGAUAUUAAAAAGAAACUUUGAACUAAGAAUUAAAAAUUAAUGAAUGGAGAAACUGUGAUUCUCCUUAGAAUUUUUUUUUUUUUUUUAAUGAAACAGUACAUUGAAUCUUUGUUCACAUGUAUUUCUUUUCGAAUAUGUCAUUGCUAAUAUGUAAUCUUAUGACAUUGAAUUAUUUUUCCGUGUAAAAUUAUUUAAUUUUUCAUUUUAUAAGGUCCUUAAAAAUUGCCGUUUUCAAGUGCACUUAUAUAUCACAUGAACUUAAAACAUUUUAGCAGAUUUUGGUUGAUUAUAUUUCAAGCUGGAAUUUAAAUGCUUUAGAAUCAGAAAAGUGAUUUAUUUUUUCCCCCCUUAGUUUUGCCUUGUAAGCUGAAACAAUCAGAUUUCUGUAGUCUGUAUUGAUAUUUUAAUUUAAAUACUCUCUUGAAAACGAACAUUUAAUAAGAUUUAUUUUUAAUAGACUGUCAUUAAGAAUCGGUUUCAUAUGAUAGUUCUGUAUAUCAAAAUUGAAUCCUGGGAUUAAUUGUGGAUUGUAUUUUUACAUUCGGACCAUAGCAAAGCAACUAUUAAGAUAGAUUAGAAGUCUGAUUUACAUAAUUUUAAAUAUUCUUUUGGAGAAUGCAAAAAUCAUGAUUUAGUUUCUUAAAGACUUCAUAUUUUUAGUAAUUUCUAAUGAAUUAAAGACAGCUUGCAAUAGAUUUUUAAGCUGUUUUCAAUUUUUGCAAGAAUGUUUUUAUAUAUUUGAAUUCUGUAAUUAAAAAGGGACCUGAAUUUGUGUAUCAAAAUUUUGUGAGAAUGGUUUAAAGUGAUGUUUAUGUAUUUCAUUGAGAACUAAAAAUAUAACUCAUGGAUUAUGUGUUGUCAAGUUUUUAUUAUUUUUAAAGUUGCUUUCUUGUUUACUUCUGUGCCUUUUUGAAUAAUGUUUAUAAUUGUAUGUGUCAUUCAUAUUUUACAUGUAUUUAUUGUAUGAUAUUAUAGUGCCUUUUACAUGUUACAUUCACAUAUAGGAAGGAUUCUGUCAAAUUGCAGGAAUGUUUCUGUCCUUAGGUGCUCUUUAUGUGCUAUAACUCAUUUAAAUCAAAGCCAUAAGAACAGAUUAUGGCUGAAAAACUCUGAAGUUUUUCAAAUUUAAAUACUCUAGAGAAUGAAAUAUUUGAGCAUUUUUAUUUGAUAUCUUUUAUGACUAUUUAAACCAUAAAGACAGAUUUUGGCUGAGAAAAUCUGACUUUUGAAAUUCUUCUAGCAGGCAUAGGAUAAAAUGUUUUUAAAAAUGUAUUAAUUUGUUGUCAGUUCUCAUGAGUAAAACGAGUUGCUUAAAAUUGUGAUGAAAUUAAAACUUUGAUUUAUUGCUGUAAAAAUACUAAGCCUGUUAUAUUUAUGUGUGUGUACCUUUAAUUCAUUGAAAGUUAAACAGGUUUUUUGUAUUUAUAUGAAUUUUCUUUUAUCAACAAGCUUUUUCAAUUUAUAUUUUUGUUUACUUCUAUGCAAAUAGGUAAUAUUUGUAUGUUAUUCCUCAUAUUUCACAUAUAUUUUUCAGAUUUUAAAUUGCCCUCAAGUAUAGUCUUGUGGUCAUUAAAUGCACGAUUCCCACAUACUAUGUAGAAAUUGAUAAUUGUUGCUUUGGUUUUGCAUUUGUAUUCUGAACCGAUAUUUACAUAAACAUUAGACCAUGUUUUGGCUUCAAAAAUUGGAUGUGGUAAUUUGUGGAAAAUAAGGGAACAAUUAAGUAAAUUACUAUUUUUUUUUCAAUUUUUAACAAAUUAACUGCCUCGAAGCUGUAUUUUAAAAUUGCUAAUUAAUUUAUUGAGAAGGAUUGAAUUUUUUUAUACGUAUAGACUAAUUUUUCCCUCAUCUUUUUUCCCCCCUUUUCAGUUUUCAUAAAUUUAAGAAAGUCAAUAGGAAAUGCUUUCAACUUUAUAUCCACAAAAUCACCCUGAAAUCUGAAUGACGGUGAAUGUAUAAAUCUGAAUCCAUUUUUUCCAAAGUUUCAUAUUUUUCAUAGACUUAGUGGGAUGCUUUUUUGUAAAAAUGAAUAUAUCUGUGAUAUGUGAAAAGAGAGGAUUAUUUUAUAUAUUUUUAGUUAUUAAAGAGAUUACUCUUUGCAAUCCCUGAUGAACAGUGUGACCACUCGUAAAAGGUACCGUUUUUUUUAAAGCCACAGAGUGCCUGAAACAAAGAGCACCAUUUAAAAAAAAAAAAAACUUUGUGCACUCUAGUAGUAAAUAUUAGAAAUAGACUUUCAUAUUUUUUGUACUAUUUCAGCCUUACUUACUCACUCACUUCCAGGGUAGCUGAAAAUGUAUUUUUUGUGUUGCGACAGCUUAUCUGUUGCAACUCAAAAAUAAAACAUGGUGUUGUUAGUUAAAGCCACAGAAAGCCUGCUGCAAGAGGGAACUAAAUAUUUAGUAUAUUACUGAAGCAAAUAUUGCUUAUGAUGAUUUUAGUUCCCUUUCUAGUGAACUCAAUGUGGGCUGAUCUGUGGUAAAAAAACUUUUUUAGUAGUGUCGGUGUUCAUCUAGAAUUGCAAAUUGUGUGUGUUGUUUAUUUAUUAAGUUGAUUAUAUUUGUUAUCCUAAACCUGGUGUUCAAAAAUGUUGCAGUGAAUAUUUGGGGGAAACGGGCAUGAAUGUCAUUUAAAAGCAUUCAUGGAAAUUUAUUUUUUGUGUGACUCUGGUUCUUCAAUAAAAAAAAUCAAAACAGUUUUGCUGUUUAUGUAUUAUAGACUAAAGAUUAAUAGGAAAGUGUGCUAAUCCGAACUUAUGAUUUGUUUCUCAUUGCUUUUUGAAGGCUGAAUUUCAAUUCUGUGCCCUGAUUGAAUCUACUCAGCAAUUCAAGAGAUCUCCCAAAGUUGAGUGCCUCAAGUCCAGCACUUAUAGGACUUAUAUCUAUGCAAGCAUUUUGGUGUUCAAUUUGUGUACAAGUACCAAAGCAACUUUUUGCUAAUGCUCAUUGGAAUAUUUUCCAACUCAAUUGGAUAUUUUUUUUUUCUUUUUAAUUGUAGAAGUGAAUCAGGGUGUAAAGUGCUUUUUCAGAAUGAAUUCUUUUUUAAAUUAUUGUAAUGUUUAAAAGUUAGUGUAACUUUCCUGAUUAAUAAUUAAAAAUUGUUAAAAAAAUUACAA